UUAAAAGAAAAUGGAAAACAAUUUAGCCAACCGUAUCGCUGCUGAAUGUUUGGCAAAGUUUGAAAGCCUUCCGAAAAGUGGCAAACCAAACGAAACGUUCGAAUGGACCAUUCUUUCGGCGAUUGUGCUGGAACGGAUGAAACCGCAAACAGACGCGAGCGAAAUUCGUGUGGUCGCUUUAGCUACCGGUACGAAAUGUUUGGCAGGCAACGAACUUACCACUCGGGGCGAUCGUGUGAACGAUAGCCACGCGGAAGUGUUAGCGCGCCGUGCAUUUCUGCGCUAUUUGCACGAACAAAUCGAAAAUGCCCUGGAUGGAGCGAAGGAAAGCAUAUUCGUGGCAUGGCAAAGCUUGGAAAGGGACAAAUUUACCUUAAAGGAUGGCCAUUUGUUUCAUUUCUUUACCACCCACAGUCCAUGCGGUGAUGCAAGUAUUUUCGACAUCGAGCACGAUGAAAUGUUGCCACAACCACCGAAAAAGGCACGAAUGGAACAAAGCGUUGAUGGAACGACGGUCGGGAUGACGGGUGGUAAACUGCUACAGUCGGAAGAGCACGGUGACCUAAUGGCGCAAACAGUCGGACCGGUACGAACGAAACCGGGCCGAGGCGUUCGAACGCUUUCCGUUUCCUGCAGCGAUAAGUUGGCCCGCUGGAACGUGCUCGGUGUGCAGGGCAGCUUGUUAAUGCUGUUGCUAGAACGGCCAAUCUAUCUGGCAAGUGUGGUGCUAUGUGACGGAACGGAUCACUCAGCAGUGGCAAUGGAACGUGCGAUUUGGGGCCGUUUCGAUCGAUGGGCGGAGCAGAUGGAAAGCUUGCUGAAACAACCGUUUCGUCGAUGUCGGCCGGUGGUUUCUGUGGCAAACAAUGGGCGAAUGUUUCGGUUUCGGAAAAAUCGACCGCUUUCUAUAGAUGGUGGAAAGUAUCAACCGUCACCGUGUGGCGUUGUUUGGUGCGAUGUUGCGAACAGAUCGCACGAGGUGGAAGUAGCAGGUCGGCGGCAUGGAGUAACGAAGCGCAAACUUGCCACACCGGCAGCUCGUUUGCAGAUUUCUAAAAUCGAAUUAUUUAACCGUUUCGCACUAACGUACGGGCGUACCGUUGCAGCCAGCAACACACGAGACGCGCUGCAUAAUUUAGUUCCGACCACCAUGCCUGAGGGAAACGAGUCCAGCGUAACGCAUCCCGGUGCAAUCGUUCAACCGAAAGGUAGUGAAACGGUGGCUGCUGAAAGGAUUCCAAAUAUUGCCAAACUUUCUUACAUGAGCGCUAAAGCAACAUCGGUGGAAUAUGCGAAUCAGUGGGAUUUAGUGCGAAACAGUAUGUUUGGCCAGUGGACGGUAAAGCCAGAGAAUUUAGGACAGUUUUUCGUCGAUGCGGACGUAGGGGUGUAGGUAAUGUGUUGUUUGUUGUCACGCGGUAGUUAUUUAGUUAAUUUUAUAAAAAAUGCUUUAAAAAAUCAGA
Molecule: messenger RNA, 1463 nt
Organism: Anopheles funestus (African malaria mosquito)
Lineage: Eukaryota; Metazoa; Arthropoda; Insecta; Diptera; Culicidae
Gene: Adat1
Product: tRNA-specific adenosine deaminase 1
Exons: 2
Coding region: 11-1393 (460 amino acids)
Biological process (GO): RNA processing
Molecular function (GO): RNA binding; adenosine deaminase activity
Source: RefSeq, a predicted model, not a curated record